GCUAUGGCGGCCGUACGGGGCCUGCGAGUGUCGGUGAAGGCAGAGGCCCCGGCGGGGCCGGCUCUAGGGCUCCCGUCGCCUGAAGCGGACUCUGGUUUGGAGCGUGGCGAGCCGGAGCCCAUGGAAGUGGAGGAGGGCGAGCUGGAGAUUGUGCCGGUGCGGCGCUCGCUGAAAGAACUGAUCCCGGACACAAGCAGAAGGUAUGAAAACAAGGCUGGCAGCUUCAUCACCGGAAUUGAUGUCACCUCCAAGGAAGCAAUUGAAAAGAAAGAACAGCGAGCCAAGCGCUUCCAUUUUCGAUCAGAAGUAAAUCUUGCCCAAAGAAACGUAGCCUUGGACCGAGACAUGAUGAAGAAAGCAAUCCCCAAAGUGAGACUGGAGACAAUCUACAUUUGUGGAGUAGAUGAGAUGAGUACCCAGGAUAUCUUUUCCUAUUUUAAAGAAUAUCCUCCUGCUCACAUUGAAUGGUUGGAUGAUACCUCCUGCAAUGUGGUUUGGCUGGAUGAAAUGACAGCCACACGAGCCCUUAUCAAUAUGAGCUCUCUGCCAGCCCUGGAUAAGAUAAGAACCAGGGAUGCAAAUGAGGACAGGUCAUCUGAGAAAAGUAAAAAAGACAAGCAGGAGGACAGUUCAGAUGAUGAUGAGGCUGAAGAAGGAGAAGUUGAAGAUGAGAACUCAAGUGAUAUAGAGUUGGACACAUUGUCUCAAGUAGAAGAAGAGUCUCUGCUAAGAAAUGAUCUUCGUCCAGCCAACAAACUUGCUAAAGGAAAUAGGUUAUUCAUGAGAUUUGCUACAAAAGAUGACAAAAAGGAACUUGGAGCAGCCAGAAGAAGUCAGUAUUAUAUGAAAUAUGGGAAUCCAAAUUACGGAGGCAUGAAAGGAAUUCUUAGUAAUUCUUGGAAGCGAAGAUAUCAUUCCCGUCGCAUUCAGCGGGAUGUGAUCAAGAAGAGAGCCCUGAUUGGGGAUGACGUUGGCUUGACAUCCUAUAAACACCGACAUUCCGGACUAGUAAAUGUUCCAGAGGAACCCAUUGAAGAGGAAGAAGAGGAGGAAGAAGAGGAAGACCAGGACAUGGAUGCAGAUGACAGGGUGGUGGUGGAGUACCAUGAGGAGCUCCCAGCUCUCAAGCAGACCCGGGAACGGAGCACAUCUAGGCAGUCCAGCGCCAGCAGUUCAGACUCUGAUGAAAUGGACUAUGAUCUAGAACUAAAAAUGAUUUCCACUCCUUCACCAAAGAAAAGCAUGAAAAUGACCAUGUAUGCGGACGAAGUGGAAUCUCAGUUGAAAAAUAUUAGGAACUCCAUGAGGGCAGAUACUAUAUCCACAAGCAAUAUAAAAAACCGAAUUGGUAACAAAUUACCAACUGAGAAGUUUGUAGAUGUCCGACAUCUGUUAGAUGAAAAACGUCAGCACACACGUCCACGGCCACCAGGCAGCAGUACUAAGUCAGAUAUACGCCAGCGAUUAGGAAAAAGACCGUAUUCUCCAGAAAAGGCUUUUAGUAGUAAUCCAGUCUUUCGGAGAGAGCCUUUUUCUGAUGUACAUAGUAGGCUGGGUGUUCCCAGACAAGACGUUAAAGGCCUCUACUCUGAUACACGGGAGAAGAAAUCAGGUAGUUUAUGGACGCGCUUAGGAUCUGCACCCAAGACCAAAGAAAAGAACGCAAAGAAGGUGGAUCACAGGGCGCCAGGCACUGAGGAAGAUGACUCUGAGCUGCAAAGGGCAUGGGGGGCUCUGAUAAAGGAGAAAGAACAGUCUCGCCAAAAGAAGAGCCGGUUAGAUAACUUACCAUCUCUCCAGAUUGAAGUUAGUCGGGAAAGCAGCUCUGGUUCAGAGGCAGAGUCCUGAUGCCCUUGGGGCUAAUGGCAGCUGCCCUAAAAUCUGACAUUCUCAUGCAGGGUGGGGUGCACAGUAGGAACCUUUCCCCUCCCACCCCCCUGCAGGAGUUGGCGCCCCUCCUGCUCCUACACAGUCACCCUCAGCUCUUGCUGCUUCAGCAAGACAUGUUAAGAAUGUGACAUGUUUUGAAGGGCGUCUGUCUAUCUUUUGCUGCAGAGUAAGAGUUCUGGGCCCUCAGUUCUUUCCCCACUACCCCACAAGCUUUACCCUUUGAGGAGAAGGCAGCCCUCCAGAUUUUGUAGACGUUUUUCUUAAUAUUUUUAACAUUGUGUCUUUUAAAGAAAUGUUUUACACAGUUCAUCCAAAGAGCAGAGAACUGAACUUCUCACUAUUGCCUUGGCCCUGACAGCUGUUACCAGCACCCUUUUCCCAAGAAAAGUCAAUUCCCAGGUGCUUAUUGGACAGCCUUCGAGGGGGAAGAUGAGGGAAGCUGCCAGCUCAC
This is a messenger RNA of Neogale vison (American mink), 2341 nucleotides long. It is a transcript of the gene NCBP3, whose product is annotated as nuclear cap binding subunit 3. The transcript has 13 exons. Lineage: Eukaryota; Metazoa; Chordata; Mammalia; Carnivora; Mustelidae. Gene Ontology annotation, molecular function: mRNA binding; RNA 7-methylguanosine cap binding. Gene Ontology annotation, cellular component: nucleus; cytosol. The record is from RefSeq and is a predicted model, not a curated record. Bases 4 to 1848 code for a protein of 614 amino acids.